This is a messenger RNA of Pleuronectes platessa (European plaice), 1827 nucleotides long. It is a transcript of the gene ucmab, whose product is annotated as upper zone of growth plate and cartilage matrix associated b. The transcript has 5 exons. The coding region runs from base 51 to 464 and encodes 137 amino acids. NCBI's taxonomy places the organism in Eukaryota, Metazoa, Chordata, Actinopteri, Pleuronectiformes, Pleuronectidae. Gene Ontology annotation, biological process: regulation of osteoblast differentiation; embryonic skeletal system development. The record is from RefSeq and is a predicted model, not a curated record. Gene Ontology annotation, cellular component: extracellular matrix.
CUGGUGUCGUCCACAUCCUGUACAUCAACACUGGAGACCUGGAGCUAAAGAUGUCCUGCACGUAUGCAACCGUCCUGGCUCUCCUCGCCGUGCUCCUCGCACUCUCCUUGUCUCUGGAGGCCGAGUCUGCAGCUGUGCCCAGCAGCACAAGCAGCACUACGGAUCCACAAGGUCCGCUGAGGAGAGUUUUCAUGAAGGAGGUCGAUGCCUCAAAUUUCUUCAGGAGACGCACCAGGCGGGGAGCAAAGUCCCAGGAUGAGAUUAACGCUGAGCAGCGGCUGGUUUUGGCUGCAGACGAGCGCAGAAGAGAGUUUCACGAGGAGCAGAGGAACGAGUUUGAGAACUACGCUGAGGAGGAUAACGAUGAGCAAGACGAGAGGACCAGAGCGAGCACCGAGCAGUGGAGGGAGUUUCACUACGACGGGAUGCAUCCUCCCCAGGAGUACAACCGUCCCUCCGUCUGAGAUACAGUGAGAGAGGAGAGAUGUGAGGCUGUGAGCUGGAAGGAACCAAAGACUGAGAAGAAACGUCUUGAUCUACACAGCGAUGCUUCUCACCACACACCCUGACAGCUGCACAGUAAAGACCUCACACACAGAAUGAAAUGUUUGAAAUCCUUUUUUUAAUCCUUGUGUUGCUGAUAUUGGCUUUAUGUCUUAGUUGUUUGGGCUCCCACUGACUUCACUGCUUAUUGUAUGAAAUAAAUAGUAAUGAUUCUUCUUCUACACUUCUAAACUGCCAAACCAAAGCAGCAAUAGUUUUGCCUUUUUCAGGGGUUCAACUAACAAUUAUUUUUAUUGUUGAUUAACUAAGUGUUUAUAUUCAUGAUUGAUUGAUGUGUUUUUGGUCUGGAAAAUGUCAGAAGGCAGUGCGAAAUAACUGUUUCGUAAAUUCCAGGGUGAAGUCAUUUGAAUUUCUUGUUUGGUCCAACAAACCGCCCCAAAAGCAAAGACAGUCAAUUAUUGUCGACAAAGACAAAGACAACCAGCAAAUAGUCACAUCUCAGGAGUUGGAACCAGGGUUUCUUUUGUUUUUUUCGGCAUUCCCGACUACAGGAACCGAAGUGAAAAGAAACCGAAUUAAACCUUUUCAGGAUUAUAAUGGGGAUUUGUUGCUAAGAACAGUAAUGUCAACAUCAACCACAGAUAUUCAGUAUAGGCCCCAUAUCUAUGAACCAGAGUGUUUUUUUUACUGCAGCAUGUUUAAAAAGAAAUUCUCUGACAAUUACAUUUAAAUAAAUACCCUAAAAGUCAACCUGAUAAAAGGUUAGGAAAGUAUUUUGUUGUAGCUGUUUUAGGAGUCCUGAGUUAAAUAGUUAUAGGGUUUUUCAAAACCCACAUUACUCACAUAUGUUUGUGACAUAUUUACGUACUUCUAAUGACAUUAGAUAAAAAUAUCAAACAUUUGAGUCUAUAUACAGCUCGGCAAAAAAAAUAAGACUACACUACAUUCCAGUGUCUGUUGACUUGAAAUGAAAUUUGCAGGAUAAAUGUUGUUUAAGGAAUAGAUCAAAUUUGUUUAUUUUACUCAAACACAAUCUUAGAGGUCUAAUAAUUCCUCGGUCUAUGAAUACAAAUAUUUAAAAGUCUAUUAAUUCUUUCCAGGUAGAGGUAUAUAAUCUACAUUAAAUAACAACUUCCAAUAUAAUAGAUGUGGGAAUACAUUAACUAACUUGAUAUUUACUCUCUAUCAAAGAACCAAUGACACAUAUGGAUCAGCCUCUUUUUUUUAAUACAUGAUCUCUACAACUCCACAGAACAAAAUAUAAUACAUGCAUGCUGAAGGGCAUUAAAUGCACCAUAUGAUGUUUUCUUUUGGUGUUUUUUU